Angiostrongylus costaricensis is the source of this 1246-nucleotide messenger RNA. Lineage: Eukaryota; Metazoa; Nematoda; Chromadorea; Rhabditida; Metastrongylidae. The record is from the annotation of a GenBank genome assembly.
AUCGAGAAUGGUAAUUCUGAGCACGAAACAACAGGAAGAGGCGAAGCAGGGCCUCUGGCUUCCACAGCUCGAACGUGACGGAUGUGGAGUGGGCUUUGUCGUUUCCAUCAAAGGAAAUCGGACACAUAAAAUCCUCUGCGAAGCACGUACGAUGUUAGAACGAAUGGCCCAUCGUGGAGCAUGUGCUUGUGACAAUGAUUCCGGUGAUGGUGCAGGUGUCCUCACUGCCAUUCCUGAUCUGCUCUAUAGGAAGUCCGUUAAAAAACAAGAUGGAAUCGAUUUACCACCGCCUGGGCAAUAUGCAACUGGCAUUUUGUUCUUGAACGAAGAUUCUUAUAAACAAGCGAAAGAAGCGUUUGGAGAUUUGGCAAGAGCUUGCAAUGUGAGGGUGAUCAUCUGGCGAAAGUUGAACACCAAUCGAAAUGUUCUGGGCGUAGAGGCAAAGAAGACCGAGCCACUCAUCAGACAGGUGUUCGUCACUGCUGGUUACGUUGCUGAGGAUCCACAGCGUUUUGAGCGUAAUAUUUACUUACUACGUAAACAGGCUGUAAAUAACAUGGCAAAACAAAGUGUAGACUGUUAUAUAUGUUCACUGAGUACAACAACUAUAGUCUAUAAGGGGCAGUUUAAUACUCACCAGCUUUACAAAUACUACGAUGAUUUGCGAGAUCCCGACUUUAUCACUCACAUUGCUCUCGUUCACUCACGUUUCUCGACUAACACGUUCCCUAGCUGGAAUCGAGCUCAACCCAACAGAAUGGUUGCACAUAAUGGUGAAAUCAACACUCUACGGGGAAAUACUAAUUUAAUGCGAGCUCGUGAAGGUGUGAUGUCUAGCAAGCUGUACAAAGACGAUUUGAGCAAGCUUUAUCCAGUAGUAGAAGAGGGUCUCACUGACUCGGGAUGUUUUGAUAAUGUAUGCGAAUUCUUAGUGAAAGUAGGGCAACGGUCAUUGCCCGAAGCCGCCAUGACUAUGGUACCAGAGGCGUGGGAAAAGGAUGAGGAAAUGGACCAAGAGAAGAAAGCGUUCUAUCGUUGGGCAGCCAUGACCAUGGAACCAUGGGAUGGGCCUGCACUGCUUGCAUUCUGUGAUGGUCGUUAUGUUGGGGCUAUUCUGGAUCGUAACGGUCUCCGUCCAGCUCGUUAUUACUUAACCGCUGAUGAUCAUCUCUAUUUAUCCUCUGAAGUCGGUGUCAACGAUCAUGAUGAAGAGUCAGUUGUAAAGAAGAGGAGAAGAACUAAGUAG